AAGACUGCGGCUUCGGAUCGAGUAUCGCGAGCUCACAUUUCCACUGUAGCCUAAAAAGUUCCGGAUGUAUUUGUUGCCAAUGACUAUGAAAACCUUUAUUUGAAGACUUGUUUCCUUCGGGUCUCUUUCUCGACAUUCGUCUGUGUAAUCUUUUAUUAUGGUAACGGUUGUCUUCUUAACUUUCUAGAGUUAGACUCUUAUAACAAAAGGAUAUUUGUUAUAAGAGUAUCAAAUUAUGCGAGUGACGACAUUCACGUGUUUGGUCUUAGACUUCCGAUUCUCCUUCUUCCGACACUCUACCGAAAACUUGAAAACACGGGUAGGAUCUCUCGAAGCCCUUUACCUAGCUAAAAGGGGUCAUCACGUGCGGCUGUAUGAAUACCGAGAAGAUAUCAGAAAGACCCCUCAAGCACGAGGCAGGUCAAUCAACUUAGCGUUGUCAGUACGAGGCCGACGAGCCCUGAAGGACGUGGGCUUGGAGCAGCAUAUAGUUGAACAGCAUGGAAUUCCCAUGAGGGCUAGGAAAAUUCAUCGGCUGGACGGCUCCACCUAUGAUAUACCAUACGAUGCUAGAACUAAACAGUGCAUUUUGUCAGUUGGCCGAAAUUAUUUAAACAGCGCUUUACUCAAAGAAUCUGAAAAUUACGAAAAUGUAGAAAAAUUCUUCAACCACAAGUUGGUAGACACCAAUUUGAAGAAAGGGACUUUACAAUUUUAUAAGACUGACACCAAAGAAACGGUGGAAGUGCAGGCGGAUCUGAUCAUCGGCGCUGACGGGGCCUUCUCCGCCGUGAGGAAGGCCAUGGUGAAGGAACCCCUGUUCGACUACAGUCAGAGCUACAUUGAACACGGAUAUAUGGAGCUUUGUAUACCCGCUGAUGAUAAUGGUUCGUUUCAGAUGCCGGCAAAUUAUCUACACAUUUGGCCCAGAGGCAACUUCAUGAUGAUCGCCUUACCCAAUCAGGAUUGCUCGUGGACCGUGACUCUGUUCAUGCCGUUCAGCUACUUCAAGAGUCUGGAUACAGAAGUCAGGCUGAUAGAAUUCUUUGAGCAGUAUUUCCCUGAUUCUAUACCGUUGAUCGGAAGGAAGAAGUUGUUAGAGGAUUUCUUCGCUGGAUCACCGUCACCUUUGGUUUCUAUUAAGUGCCGACCGUACCACAUCGGCGACAAAGCUUUAAUCAUAGGUGAUGCAGCCCACGCCGUAGUGCCAUUCUAUGGACAAGGCAUGAACGCGGGCUUCGAAGACUGCACCCUCUUGGACAGGAUCCUUCAGAAGUACGACGACGACGUGCCCAGGGCCCUGGAGGAGUAUUCCAGGACGCGGUGGGUGGACACCUUCGCUGUUAGCGACCUGGCUGUGUAUAAUUAUAUUGAGAUGCGAGACCUCGUGACCCGACCUUCCUACCGCCUCCGGAAGGCGCUAGAUGACUUCAUAUUCUGGCUUCUGCCUGACGUCUGGGUGCCGCUGUAUAAUUCUGUAACUUUCUCCACGAUGCCGUACAGCCAAUGCGUCAAGAAUAGACAAUGGCAGAACAAGGUUCUUAUGUCUACUUUCAUUGUUUUGGGAGGAUUAUUAACUGUAGUAAGUACAUAUGCUCUUACUCGUUAGAAUCUUAUCUACUCCUGACUAAAUCAGUAUUCGAUGUUAAAAUAUUGUAGGUACAUACCUAUAAGGUACAUUGGAUGUUCCCAAUAUUUUGUGUGAGCAAGGUCUAUAAUCAUUGUUUAAAACGUUGUUUUAAUAAAAUUGUUAUAUUUUAUAAA
Amyelois transitella is the source of this 1764-nucleotide messenger RNA. It is a transcript of the gene cn, whose product is annotated as kynurenine 3-monooxygenase. The transcript has 10 exons. Gene Ontology annotation, biological process: quinolinate biosynthetic process; NAD+ metabolic process; L-tryptophan catabolic process. Gene Ontology annotation, molecular function: NAD(P)H oxidase H2O2-forming activity; FAD binding; kynurenine 3-monooxygenase activity. Lineage: Eukaryota; Metazoa; Arthropoda; Insecta; Lepidoptera; Pyralidae. The record is from RefSeq and is a predicted model, not a curated record. Bases 236 to 1609 code for a protein of 457 amino acids. Gene Ontology annotation, cellular component: mitochondrial outer membrane.